AGGCUAACAUUCUGAUUAGCAAAAUUAAGAAGUGUGCCAUUGACAUAUAGUAUGGGGGAGAAAGUCAACGUUGUUUUCCCCCAAAAUUAUCCAGAAUAUCUUUUUUUUGUGCACUCGUCCAAGAAAAAGAAAUUCAUAACGUUUGGCAAACAAGUGGGGCUAAAGCAAAUGACAGAAUUUUCCAACAGUAUCUGGAUGCAGCCUUUAUGAUCCAAGCUGAUUUUCAUUUUUGGGUGAACUAUCCCUUUAAAAGACCGCAAACAAUGUGGCUACAAUGUGGCAACAUGGUAUAACCACUUGAAAUUAACUUGUUUGUUGGUUAACCAACACGUUAGUCACUUGACGUUAAAACUGACAACUGAAUUUACUAAUACUUUAGCCUACAUAGCAGUGUAUCGCAAAUAGUCUUUAGAUAGUUGACGUGCUGUACUGUUGUGUUUAAAAUCCAGUUAAAACCAGUUAACACACUGUGUAUUGUACAGUGUUAAAUCCCAUAUAAUACCCCGAUUGACAUGAAAACAAAACGUUCAAAAUAUCUUCAUGGCAGAGGUGUUGAGGAAAUUCGCCUUGGUUUCUUUCGUUUUCCCAUCCGACCAUAAACGCGGAAGAAUAACAAACAUCACUUUCAUUUCGAGGGAAAUCCUGAUGCGCGUUCACCGGUCCAUGGAUUCAGCGAGACGCUGCUGGAGUCUGAAGGUUUCAUCCUCGCGGUGAACAUGUUGUGUUAUUGGGGAGCGCAGGUCCGAGAAGGAUUCGGUUUGUUAAAACCUGAGCAGGUCAGACAUGGAAACGGGGGGGUUAAAUCUAUCUGUCCGAAAUCAGCUGUUCAGGACAUGUCAGCUGGGAAGACUUUCGUUGGAUUCAUCCGGGAUGGGAAGGUGUCGGUGCUGAGACUGCGCGAUGAAGACUGUAACCAAGAUGGAAAACUAAAACAACUGGAUCUAAAAAGGGAGAAAAUCAGAUCAAUUGUCUGUGGAGAAGAUGGUGCAGUUCUUCUUGCUGAUGGUGGAAAAGUUCUCCUUAUGGACAAAUACACAGUGUGCAGGCCUCUUAAAGGUCUGGACAACACAAAGGUGAUUCAGAUCGCAUGUGGAGACCAGCAUUCAGUGGCGCUGAGCAAUGAUGGUCAGUUGUUCGUUUGGGGCGAGAACGCUCAUGGUCAGCUGGGUUUGAGGAAAGAGCAGGCCCUCAUUCAGUCUCCUCAACACCUCCAGAGUCUGUGUGGGAUCCCAGUGGCUCAGAUCAGCGCUGGAGGAAACCACAGCUUUGUGUUGUCUCUGUCAGGAGUCGUGUUUGGGUGGGGGAGCAACUCUGCUGGACAGCUGGGUCUCGGAGACACUACAGACAGAUUCGUCCCUACAAUUGUUAAAAGCUUGAGUGGAAAGAAAACAGUGUCCAUCUCAUGUGGAGGAGAACACACUGCCACUCUGUCAAAGGGAGGAACAGUGUUCACAUUUGGAUCAGGAGGUUUCGGUCAGCUUGGGCACAACUCACUUAAAGAUGAACAUCAUCCACGACUGGUUGCUGAACUGUGGGGAUCUAAAGUGUCACAGGUCACAUGUGGGAGACAUCACACUCUUGUAUUAGUUGCAUUAACAAAUCGGAUCUACUCAUUUGGAUGUGGGAUGCAAGGGCAGCUGGGAAAUGGAGAACAGGUCAAGCAGUCUGUGCCGUUACCAGUGCUUCUGCCAACUGACUGUAAUUGUGAAUUUACGAUGGAAAAAAUAAUCGCUGGAGAAAAGCAUUCAUUUGCCUUGUUUUUCAAAAAUCCUGGGAAUGAGUCUACUAAACCUAAAUCUAGCAUGAAUGGAGGUAUUUUGACACUAAAUGACAGAAUGAUUGACCGCUGGGUGUCUGGAAGUUACCCAUGGCCAACAGUAAAGAAGGAAAUCAAAAAAGUUUUCUCAUCUGCCGUCUGCUUAAAUGGAAGUUUUCUCAAACCAAGCCUCGAUGAGCAGGAUUUUGACCUGGUUGGGAAAUCUUUUUCAAAGUUAACAGACAAUGAAAAAGUGAUCUCAGAGGUGGUGAAGGUGAUUCAGCAGACACUGCUGCCAUCUCUGAAUCCAAAGCCAGCUCAUGAGGAAUCACUGAGACUUUAUCUUCUCCUCCCUGAGCUUAUCAAAGGUCUCGAGCAAUACCAAAGAAGUGAACUUAAUAAAGCUCUGGCCUCUAAAAUCCUUCAGCUGAAUUCUGCUGCUCGUGAGAUGUUAGAGAUGUUCUGGUCCAAACUUCCAGAUGACUGGCUCAAAAGCUUGGUGAAGCUAUUUCACAAAGAAUCUGCUGAUCUGAUUGACUAUAUGUCAGUGUGUGCAAUGGAUUCGGAUCUCAAACACCUGCAGAACUUAUUGCGAAUCCUUCAGAUGGCCUAUAAGGUCUGUUGCAGUACCCACAGAGACAUCACUAUUAGUGAUUUCAUCAUUUAUGAGAUCAGUGAUCUUCUAAAUGCGCUGCAGGCCACCAUAGAUGACCUGGCCGAUUGGGAUCCAUUCGUGGAUUAUGUUUACAUGAUGAAAUUGAGAGAUUAUUUCAUUAAAACACUUGAAAUAUUGGUCAAGUUCCCUUUUGUGGCUGACUAUGCAUCUAAACGGGGAAUUUUUAAUCACCUUGAGAUUAAAAUGAUACGGAGAUCUUCAAACAGGUUUUUAGGCAAUGCCACGUUCAACGUGUUGCACAUAAACAGAGAGUCAUUGUUGAUGGACACACUGAAGUAUCUCAGGCAAAACACCCACUCAUUUUCCCAUCUAUCAAGGGUGGCGUUCAUCGGGGAGGAUGGAAUAGAUAUGAGGGGUUUAUCAGCAGAAUUCUUCUCUCUUAUCUCCAAGUCUUUUCUUAAAUGGGAUAAAAAGAUUCUGGAAGUUCAUCCGAGUUCACUGGUUUGGUUCAAUCCUCAUCAUACACGGGGCAAUAAAAAUUUCUACUAUCUUGGAGUGAUCUGUGGAAUGGCGCUCUACAACAGACAUCACAUCAACAUUGACUUUCCACUGGCCUUAUUCAAGAAACUCCUCCAGCAGAAGCCCAGUCUGGAUGAUCUGGAGGAGCUUUCACCUGUGGAGGCCAGAAGCCUGAAAAACCUUCUUAAGGAGGAUGAGGAAGUAGUGGAUUUACUCUUUUUGGAUUUCACGGUCAAAGGGCAUGAACUCGUUCCAAAUGGAAGUCAAAUUCAAGUAAACAAAGUUAACAGACAGAAGUAUGUGGAUUUGUACGUUGACUUUGUGUUCAACAAGUCUGUGAAGACUCAGUUUGAGCAGUUUACGAGAGGGUUCUCUAAGGGCUGCCCGCUCGAUGCGUGGACCAUGUUUCACCCUGAAGAGCUGCAGGAGCUUCUCCACGGCUCUCCUCAAUAUAACUGGAAGGAGUUUCAACAGUCGGCUUCCUAUGAAGGCUGUUCUGCCUCUGAUGAGCUCAUCAAGAACUUCUGGACUGUUUUCUUUGAGCUCUCUGAAGAACACAAGAAGAAAUUUCUAAUGUUCUUGUAUGGAACGGAGCGUGUACCUGCUGGAGGUUUCUCAAAGCGCCGUAUCAAGAUUUCUACAAGAGACUGUCCUGAUCCAGAUGACCAUUUACCAAAGGCCCAGACCUGUUUUGGCAGAUUAGUUCUUCCGAAAUACACUGAUAUCAACACACUUCGCAACAAGCUAACACACGCAAUAAACGUUUGUGAGGUUUUUGGUCUAGAGUAAACAUCUCUCGACAUUGCAGGGGUCUGUUCUUCGUACGUGGAUUACUCAGUAAGCUGGAUUUGGAUGUUGAUGAUUUGACAUGAUCCAGGAUCGUUUCGUUUUUCCAAACUGAUCUGAUUGUUGUUGUCAUAACAACAGUUCUGGUAGAUCAAACCUGGUCGGGAGCAGGUUCAAUUCAUAUAAACAGGAUUAGAUCGGGUCAGUUCAAGCAAAGAUAAUACUGAAAGUAUGUGCCGAAUUCUGAUAUUUUCUUACAGUAGUAUUUAUAUACACUUGGAAAAAGAGUAAAUAUUUUUUUAACUACUUAUAUAUAAAGUUAUAGUUAUUAAUA
This is a messenger RNA of Danio rerio (zebrafish), 4011 nucleotides long. Lineage: Eukaryota; Metazoa; Chordata; Actinopteri; Cypriniformes; Danionidae. The record is from RefSeq and is a predicted model, not a curated record.